AUCUCAGAAAGGAAGGUCUGGGUUGCCAUGGCAUUUCAGUCAGGUAUUGUGAUGUCCUAUCAGUUAAAGGAACAGUAGCUUGGAGCCUCUGGCAGCUUUUCCUGGACCCCAUCCACAAUGUUUCUUCAUUUGUAUCUCGCACCCUACAAAACCUAGGAAGUGAGAGGAAAAGAGAAACCAACCUACUAACUUUCCUGAAUACUGACUCUGAGGCCACUGGAGUAAGAAAACUACAACUCCCACUGGUCCUGAGACUGUGUUCUUUUGCAGCUGUGAAGUGGCUAAAAGCAGUUAACACACUCUUCGGCAUCCUUGGGCCUGUAUUACCUUUUGAGGUCACUCUGAACAAGCUAACCUCACUCACCUUCUUUGGGAGGAAUUCUGGGUAAUUGGAAGGUUUUGGCUUGACAGAUGCAUCUAAAUACACCAGUCAGCUAAAAGGCAAGAGUCUCUACUGGCAUAAAGGUUCUUGUCUCUGAAAUAUAGGUGGUGUGCAUACAACAGCAGUGAGCCACCAGAAGACUAUAAAGUAUCAGAGGGUAAGACUGUUCUCUUGACUACUGGCUUAUCAAAGCAGUUUUACCAUGAGAAAAGGACAGUGGAAAUGAUGAGGAGAAAGACUCAAGGGGUGAAACAAGGGCAGAAGCAAUACAGCACAUGGAAGGAGGAAAACUUUACUGUUCAGUACCGGAGAAAGAGAGGAAAGAGACUGAACGGCAAGCACAGCCCCCAGGCCAGGCCAGAGAGUCUAAGAACAGAAUGUGUAGACUCUUUCCCAGGGAAGGGCUGCCGAGGAUUGUGCAUGAUGGCCCUGCAGCACAGAGAAGACAGCAGGUGAAAAAGAGGGAACAGGUGCAAAUCAAAGACCACCAGGAACGCAUGCUUCGAGGGAGGGAACUCAUACAGCAAAGACUCAAAGAACAACUCCUGAGGAAAGACCAGGGCCAGUUCCCUUCACUUGCGAAGCUUGAUCGAGUGAAAAAAGAGACUAUGGACUUUGAAAGGGCUAAUGCACACCCACUUCUACAGCUACGUACUAAAAGUCUAAUUAAGUUGGAGAGUCUUUUGGAGAAGUCUCAGGCAGGAGAUGAAAGGAAAACAGCUAUAAAGCCUAAUCAAAAGAAAUGCUUGGCCCUGCCACCAUUUUUGAGAAGUCAUGUACGAAAAAUCAAAGAUCAGAAAAACUGUAGUGCCUUUUGUGGAAAAAAAUACUAGGAAUUAAAUAAAAACUUUUUAGAAGCA
Messenger RNA from Mastomys coucha (southern multimammate mouse), 1242 nucleotides. RefSeq lists its product as uncharacterized. The transcript has a single exon. The coding region runs from base 658 to 1215 and encodes 185 amino acids. Lineage: Eukaryota; Metazoa; Chordata; Mammalia; Rodentia; Muridae. The record is from RefSeq and is a predicted model, not a curated record.